UCUUACCUGGUGCACUGCUUACCAAAAGGAAUGGCGUUCAGAUAUGCGUAUCCUUACCUGGAACAUUAAUGGCAUUCGAACGAUUCCGCAGUACCACCCUUGGAAUACACUGAAAAGCCACGAUGCAAUUUUGGACCACCUGGAUGCUGAUAUCAUCAAUUUUCAAGAGGUUAAAUCUAAUCGGACAGCUCUUCCUGCACCAGUCGCAGCUCCCCCAUCGUACGACGCGUAUUACUCUUUCCCACUCACAAAGAACGGAUACUCUGGUGUGGCCACUUACACUCGCCGACCUUCCGCAGAAAAUUCUGGUGUGACGGCUCUCAAAGCUGAAGAAGGACUUACGGGAAAACUUCGGCAGCCUCAUUUGAAGCCCCCGCCUUCGGAUGAAGAACGUGUCUCACGCCCGGAAGCCUAUGAUUACAACGACCGCGAGCUAGGGUUUUCGGAUAUCAAGUCCCUCGAUGCCGAAGGACGCGUCCUUACCCUGGACUUUGGCUUAUUUGUCUUGAUCAACGUGUACUGCCCUAACGACGGGUCCUCCGCAGAAGACACUAGUCGACUCGACUACAAGAUGGCGUUUCACCGUUUACUUGAAGCUCGUGUGCGCGCGCUCAUCAGAGAAGGCCGUGAAGUCAUUUUGUUAGGCGACAUUAAUGCAUGUGCAGCGGUUAUCGACCAUUGCGAAGGUGACAUUAUCGUUCGGAGAGGUAUAGCGCAAGGAUUUAGUGGCGAUAGCGAGGAGUAUUUUUGGAUGGAGAAUGACGCAAGACGAUGGUUGAGAGAUCUACUGGAGGGCGGAAAGAAAUGUUUCGUUGAUGUCGUCAGGAAAUAUUACCCGGAACGACGAGGAAUGUUUACCUGCUGGAACACAAAACUUUCCGCUCGCGCCAGUAACUAUGGUACCCGUAUUGACUACAUUCUUGCUACCCCCGGUCUCCUGCCCUGGAUCAAAGCGGCAGAUAUUGAACCCACUAUCAAAGGAAGUGACCAUUGUCCAGUUUGGAUAGACCUUCAUGACGAAAUUUCGUUGUCCGGCGGAAGAAAUUCCACAUUGAAACUUCGAGAUGUUAUGUCAUGCCCUACCCCAGAUAAACCGGACAGAGAACCUCCGAGAUUAGCAACUAGAUUUUGGGAUGAGUAUUCGGGGAAGCAGCGCCUUCUGGCGAGUUUUUUCAAUACCGGUUCCGCGGGGGACAAGAUAAAACCAAAAGUUGUUGCCGCCGAAGCUACACCAACAACCAACUCUGAUAAUUCCGAUGUCAAAAUGUUAAUGACUUCCUGCGAGUCCACUUUGCAUAAUACGACUAUCCCUCAGCCUGUAUCUAUUUCCUCCUCGCUGACAUCGAUCGCGUCCGUAUCUUCAUUUCCUACAUCUUCCGGCACUUCCACCCCGACUUCCACAUCCUCGCGAUCAAAUUCACUGAAGAAGAGGAAGACACCGCCUCCUUCCACCUCUUCAUCGACUGCAGGCACCUCAUCCUCAUCGUCUGCUAUUCAAACCAAACCGAAGAAACCGAAAGGGGAUGUUCAAAACGUGAAGGACCUGAAGAAACCCGGACAGUCAAAACUCUCUAGCUUCUUCGUCGCUCCGCCUACGACCCGAGACACGAGCAAUUCGAAAGCAAAAAAUUCAAUAACGUCGAAGAUAAAACCUAGGCGGAGCGAAUCAAUAGCCAACCUCGCUGAUACAGGAACACAAGUUAUAGUGGACCUCACAGCGAGCGAUGACAAAAACGACAAAUACCCCGUGGCUCAAACAAUACAAGAGGUUGAGGAGGAAGAUAUUGACGAGGACUUACGACAAGCUAUCCAACUUUCGCUAUCGCAAACAUCUUCCUCUUCAAUGCCGUCGCAAUCAUCACCUAUAUCAUCAUCUCAUGAAGCUUGGAAGUCUCUCCUCAAACCUCGAGAGCCCCCGAAGUGCUUGGUGCAUAACGAAGUCGCGAAAGAGUUUCGAGUAAACAAGCCUGGGGUCAAUAAAGGUAGAUCGUUUUGGGUCUGUUCAAGGCCGGUGGGACCCGGAUAUGAUAAAGGUCGUUCAGAGCGACCUCGUGAAGAAGUCGAUUCGAAAUGGAAAUGCAAUUACUUCGUAUGGAGUAGUGAUAUUGGAGUCAACCGUACGACAAAUCAGUCUGGAAAAUAGAGUCUUCUCAAGACUUUCUUUCAUCUGUGAGCCGGUCUACCUGAGGACUGAGUACUGAGGCUUGAGUGUCAGUCAUAUUGACCGACCGGUUUAAUCCUGGUUUAAUCCACCUUUUUCCUCGAUCAAUUAGUCUUUCCGAAGUCUACCUGCCUGCCGGUCGUACGUGUUUUGGUCACAAGGCUAAGUG
This is a messenger RNA of Lentinula edodes (shiitake mushroom), 2330 nucleotides long. RefSeq names its product Endonuclease/exonuclease/phosphatase. The transcript is spliced from 7 exons. Gene Ontology annotation, biological process: base-excision repair. Bases 44 to 2143 code for a protein of 699 amino acids. Gene Ontology annotation, cellular component: nucleus. Lineage: Eukaryota; Fungi; Basidiomycota; Agaricomycetes; Agaricales; Omphalotaceae. Gene Ontology annotation, molecular function: double-stranded DNA 3'-5' DNA exonuclease activity; DNA-(apurinic or apyrimidinic site) endonuclease activity; zinc ion binding. The record is from RefSeq and is a predicted model, not a curated record.